AUGCCACUGAUUGGGUGCACGAAGCCUCACGAAUGGUACGUUCUACUUGCGAGAAGAGCUUUCGAUCUUGUGAAGUCCGUCCGUACUUUCAAGGGUCAGACGAAUGGAAGCCGGUGGCAGAGGAUCGGUUUCAUGUGGAACGAUAUUCACCGCCUAGAGGUGAAGGCGUACGAGGAAGCAUGCCGUGCGGUGUUCGAUGUCAAGAAAAUGGAGUGGACGUCGGACAACCCGAAAGUGGAGGUAGUGCUUGAGUAG
Messenger RNA from Didymosphaeria variabile, 255 nucleotides. RefSeq lists its product as uncharacterized. The coding region runs from base 1 to 255 and encodes 84 amino acids. NCBI's taxonomy places the organism in Eukaryota, Fungi, Ascomycota, Dothideomycetes, Pleosporales, Didymosphaeriaceae. The transcript has 2 exons. The record is from RefSeq and is a predicted model, not a curated record.